CGCGUCUACUAUUUUGCUUCUUCCUCAAACUCAACAAUUCCCUUGAUUCCAUUCAAAGCUUAAAACUUCAUCCGCUGUCCUGGCCCGUGAAGAUGCCAAGGGCCGCCCUCUACGUCAUCCUUGCGAUAAGGUUCAGGGGUCCAGAAGCUUGGAAGACGUGCAGAAAGGAGUUAUCUUCCUUGGUGGGGGAUUUUCUUCUUUGAUGGAGGGGCUCGAUUUCGGCUUAUCUGUACAAAUUUGAAUUGAUUCCUUUAUCUCUCGUUUUCCUGUUUACAUCUUCGUUUCUCGACGUUCUCUUCUCCUUCGUAGACAGACUUUUGAUAAACAGGAGUUCAGCGACUUUCGUUGAUACAAUAGACAAGAUGGCAGAAUCGGAGCAGAAACCUACGCCGGAGAACAUGACAAUGAUGCAAGCCUUUGAAUGGUAUGUCCCAGACGAUCACAAACAUUGGACUCGUCUGCACGACAAUGUCCCACAGCUCAAGGCUAUUGGUAUCGACAAUAUGUGGAUCCCACCCGGAUGCAAAGCUUCGUCUCCUUCAGGAAACGGCUAUGAUAUUUACGAUCUCUACGACUUGGGCGAAUUCGACCAAAAGGGAAGCAAGGGUACAAAAUGGGGAACCAGAGAAGAACUGGUCACAUUGGUGAAGAAGGCUAAUGAAGUUGGUGUUGGUAUUUACUGGGAUGCUGUCCUCAACCACAAGGCAGCAGCAGAUCACAAAGAAAAGUGCGAAGCUCAAGAAGUCGACCCCGACAACCGCAACAAGACGACUUCCGACCCCUACGAAAUCGAUGCUUGGCUCGGAUUCGAUUUCCCCGGACGAGGAGAGAAAUACUCGGAGCAGAAGUACCAUUGGUACCAUUUCACCGGUACCGACUACAAUGCGGAAAACAACAAGUCUGCUAUCUACAAGAUCCUGGGCGACAAGACAAAAGGCUGGGCUAAGGCUGGAGAUGUCGAUGGCGAGAAGGGUAAUUACGAUUACUUGAUGUUCGCAGAUUUGGAUUACGAGCACCCAGAAGUCAAGGCAGAUGUCAUUGCGUGGGGCAAAUGGUUGAGCAAGGAGGUCACUUUGAAGGGUAUCCGAUUUGAUGCUAUUAAGCACUUCAGUGAGGACUUCUUGAGGGAGUUCAUUACUACUAUGGAUGAGGAAUAUGGUGCCGGAUGGUUCUUCGUUGGCGAGUUUUGGAAGGAUAGCUUAGAUGAUAUGUCUCGGUACUUGGAACGAAUGGGCAAGAAGUUCAGUCUUUUUGAUGCACCGUUGGUCUACAACUUCAGUCAGAUGAGUAAGACUGAGGGAGCAGACUUGCGAAAGGUUUUCGACGAUAGUCUGGUCCAGAUCGAGCCUGUCAACGCUGUGACUCUGGUCAUGAACCACGACACCCAACCCUACCAAGCCCUUGAAGCUCCCAUCGAACCAUUCUUCAAACCUCUCGCGUAUGCCCUCAUCCUUCUCAGAAACCAAGGCUAUCCAUGUGUCUUCUACGGCGAUCUCUACGGCAUCAAAGGCGAACACCCCUUCCCACCAGCCUGCGGCGGCGCUCUCCCAGCCCUUACCCUAGCCCGCAAGCUCUACGCAUACGGCGAGCAAGACGACUACUUUGACUUCGCAACUUGCAUCGGCUGGGUGCGAAAAGGUACCUGGGACCGUAGAUUCGGUUGUGCUGUAGUCCUGAGCAAUGCUGGGCCCGGCGAGAAGAGGAUGCAUGUUGGGGAGAUGCAUGCGGGAGAGAAAUGGACGGACGUUCUUGGGUGGGAACAGGGAGAGGUUGAGAUUGGGGAGGAUGGAUUUGGGGCGUUCACUUGUCCUGGUGUUAGUUUGAGCGUUUGGGUCAAUAAGGAUGCGGAGGGUAGAGAUCAGUUUGGGAAAUUUGACUCGGAUAUUUACAAGAGCUGAGAUUUCUCGGAUGAGGAUGGAGAGAUAUCUCGGGAAUACCAUGGAAGGAUAGAAUUUUGUCAGACCAGCGAGAAUACCUAAAGUAUACGAAAACCAGGAAGCAAUAUAGAGAAUACCAACGAUCAACAAAACCCCCACCACCAAACAAUCAG
Molecule: messenger RNA, 2050 nt
Organism: Mollisia scopiformis
Lineage: Eukaryota; Fungi; Ascomycota; Leotiomycetes; Helotiales; Mollisiaceae
Product: thermostable alpha-amylase
Exons: 5
Coding region: 363-1898 (511 amino acids)
Biological process (GO): carbohydrate metabolic process
Molecular function (GO): calcium ion binding; hydrolase activity, hydrolyzing O-glycosyl compounds
Source: RefSeq, a predicted model, not a curated record